AUGUCUGCAUCGGGGGUGUAUGAUUACACUAUUUAUCGAGGCACAUUCAUUCACUUUGCACGUCUGCCCGAGUCAACACCUACGACACCGAAGCCGAAGUUAUGUCGUAACCGCGGUGCGUUGUGGGUGUCUACGACAGAUGGUCGCAUCAGGGGCUUUGACUGGCAGGCACAAAGUGAAGAUGCAUUCCGGGAGUUGAUGAGGCGACAAGGCUGGGUUGAUGUCGAUGCUUUCGAGAUCUGGAAACAAGUCAACGGCCAGGAUGGACAUCAAGCGACCAAAGUGAAAAUUGUCACUGCGUGCGACGAAAGAAACGAGUUCUUCUUUCCGGGGUUUAUUGAUACCCAUAUUCAUGCACCGCAAUAUCCCAACGCCGGUCUCUUUGGGUCGUCCACUCUCCUGGACUGGUUAAAGACAUAUACCUUCCCCGUCGAAGCGGGAUUCGGCGCAAAGUCAGAAUCAGCGAGCGAGACGACUACGAGUCCCAGUGAUGCACCGCUGUCCGCAUUACGCAUUUACGACCAGGUCAUUGCACGCACCCUAUCCCACGGGACAACCUGUGCAUCUUACUUCGCGACCAUCCAUAUCCCCGCCACGAACGCCCUAGCGAAACUCUGCCAUCUGCGCGGCCAGCGCGCGUUCAUCGGCCGCGUGUGCAUGGACAACCCAGAUUUCUGUCCUAGCUACUACCGUGAUUCCAAUGCCGAGGACUCGGUGCAGGCCACCCAGUCCACCAUCGAAUACAUCCACACCCUCGAUCCAAAGGGGACUCUCGUCAAACCAAUCGUGACUCCGCGCUUUGCACCAACAUGUUCCUGGUCCGCAUUACAGGAUCUAGGUAAACUGGCUGCAGGAUAUAACCCACCGCUGCACAUCCAGACCCAUAUCUCAGAGAACACGAACGAAGUCGCUCUUGUGAAAAAACUCUUCCCUGAAGCUGGGAGUUAUGCCGCCGUGUAUGAUACGCACAACCUGCUCACGCCACGCACUAUCCUUGCGCACGCGGUGCAUCUCUCGGCUGAAGAGCGCGCCCUGGUCCGCCGGCGUAACGCCAAGAUAUCACACUGUCCGGCUUCGAACUCGGCGCUUGGAUCGGGGAUUUGUCCUGUGCGCGUACUUCUUGACGAGGGUUUGACUGUUGGGCUCGGUACGGAUGUGAGCGGUGGGUAUAGUCCCAGUAUUCUCGAAGCAGCGCGACAGGCCUGUCUUGCUUCGCGGUUGCUUGGACAUAAGACUGGCUUUGAGAGCGGUUGUUGUUCUGUCCUUAAUGGGUACAAGGCUGAUGCCGUUGUUGACGGAUGGGAGAAGCUCUCUGUUGAAGAGAGUCUCUUUCUUGCUACGCGUGGCGGUGCCGCUGUUGUCGAUAUGGCCGAUAGUAUUGGUGGCUUUGACCUGGGCAUGCUCUGGGAUGCGCAGCUUAUUCGUCUGGGUGGUGUCCCGGACCUUGGUGGCAGUCCACUAGAUCGGGAUAUUUCGAGUGUGCUUGGUGACAAGUCUAGUCUCGUCAAAUCUGGUCCUGUGGGCAAUGUCGAUCUCUUUGGGUCAGAGAUGUGGGAGGAGAAGAUCCACAAGUGGGUGUGGAGUGGGGAUGAUCGCAAUGUACAGGCUGUCUGGGUUGGGGGGAGGUUGGUACAUUCUCGGGAGUAG
Molecule: messenger RNA, 1647 nt
Organism: Penicillium alfredii
Lineage: Eukaryota; Fungi; Ascomycota; Eurotiomycetes; Eurotiales; Aspergillaceae
Exons: 2
Coding region: 1-1647 (548 amino acids)
Biological process (GO): guanine metabolic process
Cellular component (GO): cytosol
Molecular function (GO): guanine deaminase activity; zinc ion binding
Source: RefSeq, a predicted model, not a curated record